Molecule: messenger RNA, 2300 nt
Organism: Eruca vesicaria subsp. sativa (arugula)
Lineage: Eukaryota; Viridiplantae; Streptophyta; Magnoliopsida; Brassicales; Brassicaceae
Source: the annotation of a GenBank genome assembly
AUGUCUGGUUUACUCGACAAACUAUCUCCGGCCAGACGGGCCAACAACAGCGACGACCUUCCUCUGUUUUACACUGACCAAAACUCUGAUGGUUUCCAAAGAGGUCACAGAAACACACCAAAAGUGUCUGUCACACUUGCAGAGCUUCUCAUGAGCAUGGAAGAUGAUCAUAACGUCCAAAGUCAUUACAUGCCAUCUCCUUGUCCGUUUGUUCUCUCCUUCAAAGACUUGACUUACAGCGUGAAGACCCAAAAGAACUUUAACCCACUUCCCUGUUUCGGAAACUCAUCUCUCGAUGAUGUGGAGAUGAAUACUAAGAUUCUCCUCAAUGGUAUCUCCGGUGAAGCCCAAGAAGGAGAGAUGAUGGCCGUUCUUGGAGCAAGCGGGUCAGGGAAGUCAACACUUAUCGAUGCAUUAGCCAACCGUAUCGCAAAAGAGAGCCUACACGGUUCCAUCACUCUCAACAAUGAAGUUCUUGAAUCAAGCCUCCAUAAAGUCAUAUCAGCUUAUGUCAUGCAAGACGAUCUUCUCUUCCCUAUGCUCACCGUUGAAGAGACUCUAAUGUUCUCCGCCGAUUUCAGACUUCCAAGCUCACUCUCCAAGAAAAAGAAACAAGCACGAGUUCAAGCUUUGAUUGAUCAGCUCGGUCUUAGAAACGCAGCCACGACAGUGAUUGGUGAUGAAGGACAUAGAGGUGUGUCGGGAGGAGAAAGAAGACGUGUCUCUAUCGGAAUCGAUAUAAUCCAUGACCCGAUUAUCCUCUUUCUAGAUGAACCAACCUCGGGUCUUGACUCUACAAGUGCUUACAUGGUUGUGAAAGUGCUUCAGAGAGUUGCACAGAGUGGUAGCAUAGUGAUCAUGUCUAUACAUCAGCCGAGUUAUAGAAUCUUAGGCUUGCUAGACAAGUUACUCUUCUUGUCUAGAGGGAACACAGUUUACAGCGGUUCACCAACAGAUCUCUCUCGGUUCUUCUCGGAGUAUGGUCACAUUAUCCCUGAGAAUGAGAACAAGACAGAGUUCGCACUUGACCUAAUACGUGAGCUUGAAGAUUCACCAGAAGGAACUAAAACCCUAGUUGAGUUCCACAAGCAAUGGAGAGCAAAGCAAACCCUAAACCCUACCACAAGAAACAGUAAUGUCUCACUCAAAGACGCUAUCAACGCAAGUAUCUUAAGAGAGAAACUAGUCUCUGCCUGCAAGACCAGUCCUGAAUUUUGGGAGGACCGCCCCUCAGGAGGAGAAACAAACCUAAACUCAACAUUUCAAACCUUUGCAAACCCAUUCUGGACUGAGAUUCUAGUCAUUGCCAAAAGAUCAAUGUUAAACUCAAGAAGACAACCAGAGCUCUUCGGAACCCGCCUAGGAGCCGUUCUUAUUACAGGAACCAUCCUAGCCACAAUGUUCUGGAAGCUAGAUAACUCACCAAGAGGCAUACAAGAACGCUUAGGGUUCUUCGCAUUCGCAAUGUCCACAACAUUCUACACAUGCGCAGAAGCCAUACCAGUCUUUCUCCAAGAACGUUACAUCUUCAUGAGAGAAACAGCUUACAACGCGUACCGUAGAUCAUCAUACGUCCUCGCACACACGAUCAUCUCCCUCCCGGCUCUUGUAAUCUUAUCAGCUAGCUUCGCCGCCACGACUUUCUUCGCAGUUGGUCUCUCCGGAGGCUCCGAGGGGUUCUUUUUCUUCUUCUUGACGAUCUUGGCAGCGUUUUGGGCCGGAAGCUCGUUUGUUACUUUCUUAUCCGGCGUCGUAUCGCAUGUGAUGAUUGGGUUCACGGUGGUUGUAGCGAUCUUGGCUUACUUCCUCCUCUUCUCUGGAUUCUUCAUCUCUAGAGAUAGGAUCCCUCUUUACUGGUUAUGGUUUCAUUACCUCUCGCUUGUGAAGUAUCCUUACGAAGGUGUGCUUCAGAACGAGUUUGAAGAUCCGAGGAAAUGCUUUGUAAGAGGGAUUCAGAUGUUUGAUAGUUCGCCGUUGGGACAAGUUUCGGAUGCGGUGAAAAUCAGUUUGUUGAAGAGUAUGAGCGGUGUUUUGGGGGUUAACGUGACGGCGGAGACGUGUGUGACGACGGGGGUUGAUAUUUUGAAGAAGCAAGGGGUCACGGAGAUGAGUAAAUGGAGUUGCUUGUGGAUCACGGUAGCCUUGGGGUUCUUGUUUAGGGUUAUGUUUUACUUUACACUCUUGAUCGGAAGCAAGAACAAGCGGCGCUGAUUUUUUACUAAUCUUACUGCUGUAAAUUUUUGUAUUUUGUUUUAUAAGAAAAAAGAUAUUAGUGUAAAACAGUAAAGUAACUAGUAAGG